GGGAUUCUCUUUCGAUUUUCUCAUUGGCCAAGAAAAGACAAAAUAAAGAAGAAAGAAAACUCAACGAAACAAAGCUCAACUCUUCUUUCGUCCCUCCCUCUCAUGGCAGAAAAACUCCUCUCUCUCUGGGUUUUCCUUCUACUCCUGCAUCCAGUAAAGCCAGCUGAUGUAGCUACACUCUUGUUGGACGGGUUCAGCGGUGGGUUCAGUGCUGCCGGCAACAACUUGACCUUAGACGGUUUUGCAGCGGUUGAGAGCAAUGGCGUACUUCAGCUAACAAACUACACCUCGAGAUGGGCAUCCGGCCACGCGUUUUAUUCAAACCCAAUCCAAUUCAAGAACUCCAGCGGCGAAGUCAUGUCCUUCUCCACCUCCUUCGCUUUCGCUAUAAUCCCCCCGCCUGGGAAGCAAGGCGGCGAUGGCCUCGCUUUGUUCCCAGCCGGCGAUGGCCUCGCUUUCGCAAUCUCUCCCGCAAAAGGGAUUCCUGGGGGUAAUCCAGGCUCUUAUAUUGGCCUCUUCAACGCCAGAAACAAUGGGAAAUUGUCGAAUCACAUAUUAGCGGUCGAAUUCGACACUUACAUGAAUGCAGAGCAUGGUGAAACCGAUAACAACCAUGUUGCCCUCGACAUCAAUAGCAAAAAAUCCAACAAAUCCGUUCCGGUCCCCUUUAAUUUGACGAGUGGUCAGGUAAUUCAGGCAUGGAUCGAUUAUAAUUCGCCUACAAAUCAAUUGGAUGUCAGGGUGGCGAUGGACUCUGCCAAACCCAGUUCUAUACUUUUGUCCGACAAAGUGAACCUCUCCGAAAUUCUUAAAGAAUCCAUGUACAUCGGGUUUUCUGCUGGUACUGGUAUGUUCACGAGCUCGCAUUAUAUCCUGGGGUGGAGCUUCAACGUGAAUGGAGACGCUAAAUCUCUCAAUUUAUCUCAACUUCCUAAGCUCCAGCUCCCCACUGCCACUAGGACCAAAAAGAAUCGUAAAGGCCUAAUUGUUGGCGUCUCAGUUUCAUGUGCUUUGGCUGUGAUUUUGCUUAGUGCUUUGACGUUUUACAUCAUCAGGAGGAAAAAGAUGGCAGAUGUGGUUGAGCCCUGGGAGCUUGAUGUUGGUCCGCACAGAUUUUCUCACGAAGAGCUCAAGAAAGCAACACGGGGUUUCAGAGACAAAGAGCUCCUUGGGUUCGGUGGGUUCGGUCGAGUUUAUAAAGGAACUCUGCCAAAUUCAAACACCCAAGUCGCUGUUAAGCGAAUUUCGCAUGAAUCAAAGCAGGGCGUACGAGAAUUCGCGUCGGAGAUUACCAGUAUUGGUCGUCUUCGUCAUAGAAAUUUGGUUCAAUUGUUAGGAUGGUGUCGGCAGCGAGGCGAUCUGUUACUUGUUUAUGAUUUUAUGCCUAAUGGGAGCUUGGACAAGUACCUGUUUGAUGAGCCUAAAACAAUUCUGAGCUGGGAGCAAAGGUUCAAGAUCAUCAAAGGUGUGGCUUCAGGGCUUUUGUAUUUACAUGAAGGGUGGGAACAAACUGUGAUUCACAGAGACAUCAAGGCAGCGAAUGUUUUAUUAGAUUCUGAGCUAAACGGACGGCUUGGUGACUUUGGUCUGGCUAAGUUAUACGAUCACGGCUCCAAUCCAAACACCACCAGGGUGGUGGGCACGCUGGGUUAUCUAGCGCCGGAGCUGACACGCACAGGCAAGUCUACAACCAGCUCAGAUGUUUUUGCAUUCGGUGCUUUGCUGCUUGAAGUGGUAUGCGGGAGAAGACCCAUUGAGCCUAAAGCAUUGCCGGAGGAGCUCAUGUUGGUGGAAUGGGUGUGGGAGAAGUGGAGAGCAGGCUCAAUUCUUGAGGUUGUAGACGCCAGGUUGGGCGGUGAGUUCAAUAAGGUUGAGGCUGUUGUGGUGCUCAAACUAGGCUUGAUGUGUUCCAACAAUGCGCCCAAGGCACGCCCCACCAUGAGGCAAGCAGUGAGGUACUUGGAAGGGGAGGUGGCUCUGCCGGAGACAGUGGAAGCCCCGGAUGCAUAUGAUGAAAAAAUCGGCGGCGCUGCUGCUUCAGAAUUUGUGGAUUAUUCUUAUCCAACAUCUUCAUCGGCCGGCAAUAAGAGGGAUGUUGAUCUUGAAACUGGUUAUUCCAGCUCACUUCUUUCAAUUCCUCGAUAGCCAUGAUAGAAUCUCCGAGACUUUUUUGUUUUUGCAUUUUCAUUUCUUCUGUGUGGUUAUGUUAGUAAAUUUAUUGUGAUGUAAAUAGGUUAAUAAUUAUAUCAGCGUUUUAGUUUUUCAUCAGGGUGUAAGCAUAUAUAGUAGUAGCUAGAGUUUGUAUUUUUGGUUCAAGAAUUCAUUGACAUCUGCAAAUGGGGGAUGGUUUUAUUGUAUCCUUUUUGAUAUUCCAUUUCCGAAUAGAAGGGAAACAGAGAAGAUGUAU
Molecule: messenger RNA, 2407 nt
Organism: Corylus avellana
Lineage: Eukaryota; Viridiplantae; Streptophyta; Magnoliopsida; Fagales; Betulaceae
Source: RefSeq, a predicted model, not a curated record